Anisakis simplex (herring worm) is the source of this 462-nucleotide messenger RNA. The record is from the annotation of a GenBank genome assembly. Lineage: Eukaryota; Metazoa; Nematoda; Chromadorea; Rhabditida; Anisakidae.
AUGGUACUAUUGCAAUGCGACGUUUGGGUGCCUUGCAGUGGCUCAGGCAGACUUAGUGAAGAGGAACGUCAGCUCAUUUUGGAUGAACAUAACAAGUAUCGAUCGCUACUAGCGAAAGGGCAAGUUGUGGCUGCUGGCAAUCAACUCCUGAGAGGAGCAAGGAACAUGAUUAAGCUGACAUACGAUUGCAACUUGGAGACGAUCGCACAAAACUGGAUCAACUAUUGCCAGUUUGAGCACUCAGACAGAGAGUUCCGCAAGGGUGCUGGUGAAAAUUUAUAUUAUGCUGGAACUACUGGUGAAUUAAAUAAUCGAACACAAUACCUGAAAGAUGCAGCGAAAGCUUGGUGGGAUGAAGUGAAGGAUAUUUAUGAAAGUAGCUUGGAAGAAGAGAAAGGUGGACUCAAAAUGACUAACGCAAUCAGCUAUGCUGGUGCCCUCCACUGGAGUCAGGUUGUGUAA